Stylophora pistillata is the source of this 974-nucleotide messenger RNA. RefSeq lists its product as uncharacterized. The record is from RefSeq and is a predicted model, not a curated record. Gene Ontology annotation, molecular function: dopamine beta-monooxygenase activity. Gene Ontology annotation, biological process: octopamine biosynthetic process; dopamine catabolic process; norepinephrine biosynthetic process. NCBI's taxonomy places the organism in Eukaryota, Metazoa, Cnidaria, Anthozoa, Scleractinia, Pocilloporidae. Gene Ontology annotation, cellular component: secretory granule membrane.
UCAAAUUACCUGUAUUUAUGUAAAGACCCAUCAACAUUUUGAAGUCACUCACAUUAGCACUCGAAGAACAGAGUUUCUCAGUUCUCCGUGAUGAUAAAGCUCCAAGUUUUUUCUCUUCUGUUGCUAUACAUGGGUUCGCUGGCAAAUCUCUCUGCAGAGUAUAGCAACACAGCAUCCUUGGAUGGAAAUAAUUUCAAGGUCUACUGGACUCACAAUGCUACAUCGAACAUGAUGUACAUUGCGCUCGAGGUGAAAGCGACGGGUUGGGUGACACUGGCUUUUGCUAAGGAGAAAAGCAGUAGCAUGAAAGACUACGAUGCUUGUCUUGGAUACGUAUCUGGUGGAACUAAAGUUUUGAAUGACUAUUUGACGAAAAGCCGCAACUCACCUCCUGAAGACAGCCACAAUGACUGUAUGCUUGACGAGGCUAUGCUAAAUGGUGGUACUACUACAAUUAAGUACCACAGGAAGGUUAAUACUGGCGAUUCACAAGAUAUCGUUAUUGAGAAAGGUGAAAUAAUUGUCGUGUGGGCAUACAGAAACGCUGUAACUUCCCUCUCAAGACACGAUAAAAAGGGUUUUGAGACCCUGACGAUGAUAAGCUCCGGUAAAGCAGCUAAGCUCAAGAGUUUCUAUUGGAAAAUCACGGUUGCCUCUCUGUCUGUCGUAGUGGCCUUGUUUUUCAAAUAAAAUGGAAUCCAGCCACGCUGCCAGACAAAUUUGUUUGUUGGACAAGUUUUUUCCCCUCUCUCUCCCACGUGUCCCUCUAACUGUUGGUUUGCAAAAUGGCAAAGGCACAUAGGUAACUGUUAUAUCUUGGAUUGCAGCUUUGCGCUUAUAAAGCUCAACACUUUUUAGUUUAUAUACCCCAAACAAUAUGCACGUUAUUUGACAACUAUUCGCAGUUUGUUACAGUUUGUAAUCGUCAGAGAAAAUUCCCAUUGACUUACUUAAUAAAUCUUGUUUACCUUGGA